Molecule: messenger RNA, 1866 nt
Organism: Puma concolor (puma)
Lineage: Eukaryota; Metazoa; Chordata; Mammalia; Carnivora; Felidae
Gene: SPDL1
Product: spindle apparatus coiled-coil protein 1
Biological process (GO): protein localization to kinetochore; establishment of mitotic spindle orientation; mitotic spindle assembly checkpoint signaling
Cellular component (GO): outer kinetochore; spindle pole
Molecular function (GO): kinetochore binding
Source: RefSeq, a predicted model, not a curated record
AUGGAGGCAGAUAUAAUUGCAGAUCUUCGAUGCAAGCUCAAAGAGGUUGAAGAAGAGCGACUAAAAGCUGCACAAUAUGGUUUACAACUAGUAGAGAGCCAAAAUGAGUUGCAGAAUCAGUUGGAUAAAUGUCGUAAUGAAAUGAUGACCAUGACUGAGAAUUAUGAACAAGAAAAAUAUACUCUUCAGAGAGAAGUUGAGCUUAAGAGUCGAAUGUUAGAAAGUUUGAGCUCUGAAUGUGAAGCUGUUAAACAACAACAGAAAACACAUCUGGAGCAAUUAAAAGAACAACUAAGCAGAAGCCACGGACAGGAAGUGAAUGAACUAAAAACUAAGUUAGAAAAACUAAAAGCAGAAUUAGACGAAGCUAGGCUUAGUGAAAAGCAGCUGAAGCACAAAGUAGAUCAUCAGAAGGAACUCCUUUCAUGUAAAUCAGAGGAAAUGAGAAUAAUGUCUGAGCGUGUACACGAAAGUAUGUCUUCAGAGAUGCUGGCUCUUCAAAUUGAGCUGACUGAAAUGGAAAGUAUGAAGACUACCCUCGAAGAAGAAGUGAAUGAAUUACAGUAUAGACAAGAACAACUAGAACUUCUUAGUACUAAUUUAAUGCGCCAGGUAGACCGUCUUAAAGAAGAAAAAGAGGAGCGAGAGAAAGAAGCAGUUUCUUACUAUAAUGCCUUAGAGAAAGCUCGUGUAGCAAAUCAAGAUCUUCAGGUGCAAUUAGACCAGGCCCUCCAGCAAGCCUUGGACCCCAGUAGUAAAGGCAACUCUUUGUUUGCAGAGGUGGAAGAUCGAAGGGCAGCAAUGGAACGUCAGUUCAUCAGUAUGAAAGUCAAGUAUCAGUCACUAAAGAAGCAAAAUGCAUUUAAUAGAGAACAGAUGCAGAGAAUGAAGUUACAAAUUGCGACAUUGCUACAAAUGAAAGGAUCUCAAACUGAGUUUGAGCAACAGGAGCGGCUGCUUGCCAUGCUGGAGCAGAAGAACGGUGAAAUUAAACACCUCUUAGGUGAAAUCAGAAACCUGGAGAAAUUUAAGAGUUUAUAUGAAAGUACGGAAUCUAGGCAGUCCGUCAACUCUGACACUCCAGAAGAUAACACUUACUAUACAGAUUUACUUCAGAUAAAGCUUGACAACUUAAACAAAGAAAAUGAAAGCACUAAAGGUGAAUUGUCCAUACAGCGAAUGAAAGCAUUAUUUGAGAGCCAACGGGCUUUGGAUAUUGAAAGAAAACUUUUUGCAAAUGAAAGAUGCCUCCAGCUCUCCCAAAGUGAAAAUAUGAAACUGAGAGCUAAAUUAGAUGAGUUAAAACUGAAGUAUGAACCUGAAGAGAAAAUUGAAGUGCCUGUGGCCAAAAAGAGGCGUGAGGUCCUGCCUGUGGAUAUAACCACCCCUCACAGUGUAUGUGCCAAAAGUGCAGUAGAGGAAGAAGUUUGUAGAUUACCACCUCAGAAAGAGGAGGCACAGGGCUGUCCCAGCAAUUCAGAAAAUAACAACUUGCAGAUAGAAAAGACAGUUUCUGUAAAUACACCAGAAGUCAUUCUGUCUCCUCAUAAGAGUCUGCCCAUGGAUACUCAGCCAAGGAAGGAAAAGAAGUGUGUAAAACUUAUAGGAGUUUCAGCAGACUCUGAAGUCUUAAGUGAAAGAAGUGGAAACACCCCGGAUUCUCCCAGGUCAGUGUCCUAUUUUCCUCAGGGCAACCAGCAGACCUCUCCAUCUCUUCUCUAUCGCUGCAUGAACUGUGCUAUCUGUUUCUUUAUCUAUUUUCUUAGUAUUGCAUGUAGUAUAAUUCCCCAAUUUCAUCUGCCUACCUUCAACUUUUUUAAAACUUUAAGAAAAACUAAAAUGAUUACAAAGGGAAAGGACUCCUGA